GUUGCUCAGAAAAAUAAGAAAAAUUCUAACUCUAAUCUUGAAAUUAUAAAAAGUUAUAAAUAUUAAUGUUAUUUGUUAAAAACAUUAGAAUUAUAAAAAAUUAUUAAAAAAUGUUGGUGAGAAUACCUCAAGCUUCGCUGACGACAGCUCUGAAAAACAGCUGUUACAGUUCUGCUCACGUUAAAUACUCUAACUUGUUACAAAAAUGCGGGUUUUCAUCUCAAGGAUCACCGGAAAAUUUGCAAAAAAUUUCGCAGAGUAUAACUGGAUUCCCACCGCUGUCAGAGCCAAUAUUAAAUCUACCCAAGCCGAUUUAUUCAACAGCUAAAGAGGAAGAUCAGACAACGCAGAUAAGUGUCUUGUCAAAUGGGCUGAGAGUUGCGUCAGAGAAUAGAUUUGGAAAGUUUUGCACUGUAGGAGUGCUAAUUGACUCAGGACCUAGAUUUGAAGUUACAUAUCCCAGUGGUAUUUCUCAUUUUCUAGAAAAACUAGCUUUCAAUUCUACAAAAAAUUAUGAAAGCAGAGAUGAAAUAAUGCUGACAUUGGAAAAGCACGGUGGUAUAUGUGACUGUCAAUCAUCUCGAGAUACAUUUAUCUACGCAGCAUCUGCUGAGAGUCAAGGUUUAGAUACAGUGACCAAAAUCCUCGGUGACAUAGUCUUGAGGCCAACCAUCACCGAGGAUGAAUUAAAUUUCGCUCGUCAAACUGUACAGUUUGAAUUAGAGACAUUGCAUACUCGACCUGAACAAGAGCCUUUGCUCAUAGAUAUGAUCCAUGCUGCAGCAUAUAGUGAUAAUACUCUGGGACUUCCCAAACUAUGUCCAUCAGAAAAUAUUGGAAAAAUAAAUCGUAAUAUUCUAUUUACGUAUCUGAAAAAUCAUUAUACACCCAAACGAAUGGUUGUCGCUGGAGUUGGUAUUGAACAUAAUGAUCUAGUCAAUGCAGUUAAGAAGUAUUUCGUGGAUGAAAAACCUAUCUGGGAGCAAGAUAGCAGUCUAGCUUUGGACAAAACUAACACCGUGGAUAACUCGAUAGCUCAGUAUACUGGAGGAUUAGUCGUGGAAGAUUGUAAUGUGCCAGUAUAUGCUGGACCCAGUGGUCUUCCAGAGUUGUCACACGUCGUAAUAGGGCUCGAAGGAUGCUCUCAUCAAGACCCAGAUUUCAUUUCGAUGUGUGUCCUCAAUAUGAUGAUGGGAGGAGGUGGUAGCUUUAGUGCUGGUGGUCCUGGUAAAGGAAUGUACACUCGUUUGUAUACAAAUGUACUCAACAGGAAUCACUGGUUGUACAGUGCUACAGCGUAUAACCACGCAUACAUUGACUCGGGUCUUUUUUGCAUCCAUGCAUCAUCAACACCUUCACAUGUUAAGGAAAUGGUUCAAGUUAUCGUCAAAGAACUAGUAGCAAUGGCUGGGGAUAUGACUGACAAUGAAUUGGCAAGAGCGAAGAAACAAUUACAGUCAAUGUUAUUAAUGAACUUGGAACAAAGGCCCGUAGUUUUUGAAGAUAUUGGUCGCCAAGUACUCGCCACAGGAACAAGAAAACGUCCGGAAUACUUUAUUCAAGAAAUCGAUAAAAUCUCAAAGGACGACAUUCACAGAGUAGCUCGUCGCUUACUCAAGUCUCCACCGAGCGUAGCAGCUCGCGGAGGAAUCAAAAACACUUUAUCACUCUCAGAAAUCCAAGCUGGCCUGCUGGAUACUCAUGGUCAAAUGUCCGGAAUAAUGAACAGACUGUCAAUCUUCCGUUGAUAGUUGAACAAGAUAUCCGAUUGCAUUUUCCAUUUUUAGCCAACCAAUAAAUACAUCAUCGUAUUACUUCGUUUAAUUGAUUGUAAAAACAUUUAUAUCUAUUUAAUUUAAGUAAUAAAUUUUCGACGUCUGUUUAUUUUUAACAUAGAUUGAAUUCAAUUAGAACUUUUUUUUAUCGUACUCAAUCUGUACGUGUAUAUUAUGUUUAAAUAAAUCGUCAAUAUUUACCUAGAAA
Cotesia glomerata is the source of this 1983-nucleotide messenger RNA. Its product is annotated as mitochondrial-processing peptidase subunit alpha. The transcript is spliced from 10 exons. The record is from RefSeq and is a predicted model, not a curated record. Bases 111 to 1748 code for a protein of 545 amino acids. NCBI's taxonomy places the organism in Eukaryota, Metazoa, Arthropoda, Insecta, Hymenoptera, Braconidae. Gene Ontology annotation, molecular function: metalloendopeptidase activity; metal ion binding. Gene Ontology annotation, cellular component: mitochondrion.